AUGGACGCUCCGCCCGGCGACGAGCGCGCGGCUUCGCCGUACUGCGGCAGGCGAUGGUCCCGCUGCGACCCCGAGAGCGGCAUCGACCGCUUGACGCUGCGGUUCGCGGACCCGCGGAAGGAGGAGGGCUUCGCGCGCACCCACAAGGUGCAGCUGUCCAAGGGCAUGGACGUCGCAAUGAUCAGCCUGAUCAUCGUGGUCCUUCUGAGUCUGGCUGUCCAUCGGUCAUGGGACGACUCCCAGCACGAGGCGCAGGAAGCUUCGAAUCUCAGCAGAUGGCAGUCUCUGAUACACUGUGUUAUUCUCGUGUGGAUGCUCCUUGCUUUCGGCUCUGGGAGACUGCUCGCCAAGCGCAAUAUUGUCAGCACCCUGGUAAUGGAGGUCAUUGUUGUGACUACAGUCGCACUCAAUAUGUUUUUGUUUUCGAUCGUUCCGAAGCACUACAUUGCGCGAGCGUUCGGCCAUGACGACACGGAGGCCAUAUGGGACGUGGAACUGGGCGCCACCGAUUGCAACCUAAUACUGGUGAUCGACCUGGCCACGACCUUUGUGCACCUCCUGAUGCCCAUUCGUUGGGUGGUCCUCGUCCCCUUGGAAGUGGCUGCUGUUCUGGCCUACAUCGCCCCAGCGCUACUCCUCGGCAGCCCGGCCAUGAACCAGGUCCCCUUUAAUGUCAUCGGCAUCCUCUCCCUCGUGGUCAUCUCGGCCAUCGGGAAGCGGGCCGUCGAGCGGCAGGAGCGCCUCAUGUUCGCUGGCCUCCUGUCGGAGAAGCAGCUACGGUUUCAGGCGGAGUUCCAGCUGUCCAACAGCGCAGCGGCCGCGGCCAGCGGGCAGGAGGUCCAGCAGCGCUGUGGCUCCGAGCGGUCUUCCGCGCUGACCCGCCCGGAGACGACGCUGAGCGCGGCGGCCUUCGAGGGCGGCGCCGAGCACUCGUCGCUGGACCAGAUCCGCGCGAUCGGGGAGGGGGAGCAGUGGCUCAUUGCCAGCGGGGAGGUGGAGCUCCUGACCGACAUGGUCCUCGGCAGCGGCGGCUUCGGUGUUGUCGUGAUGGGGCUGUACUACAACACCCUGGUGGCGGUGAAGGCACCGAGGGACAACAUCGCGCACAAGGGCGUCGGGGACUCGUCCCUGCCCGAGCUCUGCAACGAGCUGAGGAUCCUUCGGCGCAUCCGCCACCCCAACAUCGCGUUUUUGUAUGGUGCGUGCAUGGACGCCACCCUGCGCAAGCUGUGCCUGGUGCUCGAGUUCGUGGACGGCGUGAGCCUUGGCGUGUUCAUCCGCGGCCAAAGGUCCUCCGCCAGGCCGCGCCCUGCGGCCUCCCGAAGCGCGUCUGCGCGGUCCCUGCUCAUCUUCGACAUCCUGAGCGCGCUGCGAUACCUGCACUCGAGGCAGCCCGUCGUGGUCCACGGUGACCUGAAAGAGUCGAACAUCCUCGUGGAGGAGCGGCGCAGCAGGAACGGCAGGAGCUCCUACCGCGCCAAGCUCCUCGACUUCGGCCUCUCGCGGAUACUCACCCGCCGCGCCAAGCCCCUCGGCGGCACCCUGCGGUGGAUGGCGCCCGAGCUGCUCUCGCGCCAGACCAUCCCCCCUGACGCCGACGCCGACUGCUACUCGUUUGGGCUGGUGACGUACUUCAUCGUGACCAGCUGCCUGCCUUUCGAGGGCCAGCGCGCCGAGCAGGUGCUGAGGCAGCUGAGGCGCGGCCAGCCGCCCAGCCUGGCGUGGCCCGCGCUCGCCGACGAGCUCUCGCGGGCCUGCCGCUCGGUGGUGGAGCAGUGCACCCAGGCGGUGCCCGCGCUGCGCCCGCCAGCGCGGCAGGUGAGCGUCGAGCUCUCCGCGAUGCUGAGCCCGUUCGUCGGCGGAGCAAUGGCGGCGGCGGGAGAGGCCACCUGCGCUGGAAGGUCCGGCGCCGGAGGCACGAGCCCGCCUCCCAGCACCAGCGGGGGGCCCCCCCCCUCGGACGCCUCGGCCAAGAGGGCCCUGCAGCAGCUCGAGGGCGUGGUGGAGGCGCGGCAGGCCAGGGGCGCCAUGGACGGCAGCUCGCUCACGUCCGACACUAGCCCCGGGAGCCUGCCCCCCGUGAGGGAGGACGCGGUGAUGCUGUCGGGAGAGCGCGCGGGCGCGCAGGUGCAGGUGGCCUUCCAAGAGAUGCAGGUGGCCUUCCAGGAGUACAGGCCGACUCCGCUGAGCACGCAGACCCUCAGCCUGGCGCUCCUGAUGUCGCAGUGGAACGGGCCGAUGCCGAAGGGCGCCUGCUGCUGGCUGCACGGUGCCCUGCGCGCGCUGGACAGGGUGAGGGACGACGAGAUAGGCCAGGGGCCGUGCGCUCGGCAGCGGGAACCGAACAUCUGCGCCCAAUGCGGCGACUGCGGGCUGCUGGUGGUGAACGGCAGGUCGUCCUGCGACUUCUGCGUCUGCCCAGACUCCUCGGGCGUCGUGGCAGGCGCCUCUGGCUUUGAUCACGCGCUUGCUGUCUGA
This is a messenger RNA of Prorocentrum cordatum, 2478 nucleotides long. Lineage: Eukaryota; Dinophyceae; Prorocentrales; Prorocentraceae. The record is from the annotation of a GenBank genome assembly.